GGGUUUGUUCGUUUUUCACCAAUUCCUCUCUCUGUUACUUCCGCUCUUCCGUAAUCAGUGGUGGUGGCAGGAAACAACUGUCUAUCUAGCAGGGGUACUGGGUAAAUCAUUUGGUUAACCUAUGCUGACCUUUGAAUCUACAACAUACUGUUCCUUUUCUAUUUCAGAUGUUAGAACAUAUGCUCCAAAAUAUUCACAACUGAAACUGCAUCUAGAACAUGGAGUAAUAUCAAAUUCUCAAACAGAUGCCUUGAGAUUUAGGGGUUUGAUCUCUUCUCCAUCCAAGAAGUGGACGAUAUGUUCUGCUGCACAAACUCAAACAAUAGUUUUGGGUGAUGAAGAGAGGAAGAUGUGGGAGUCAUGCAAACAAGCUCUAUCUACAUUCAAAUUCAGUGACAAAGAGGAAGACAUGAUAUUAGGAAAAGCAUUUGGCCAAGUCCAUUCACCUUAUUGGGGUGAAGAAAGAGAGAAGGAAGUUCCAAAAGUUGAUCUAGUAAAUGAUAUACUGGAUUAUCUAAGGACAUUAGGCCUUUCAGAUGAUGAUCUUUGCAAAUUACUUAAGAAAUUUCCUGAGGUUCUUGGUUGCAGUGUUGAGGAUGAGCUGAGGACUAAUGUUCGGGUUCUGGAGGAGGAAUGGGGAAUUAAGGGGAAAUCUCUUCGAAACCUUCUUCUCCGUAAUCCCAGAGUUUUGGGUUAUAACGUGGAUUGCAAGGGUGAUUGUAUGGCCAAAUGCACUCGCUGCUGGGUUCGGUUUUAGCUAACUCAUUAUUUUUUUAAUUGCCAGGCGAGUAACCUAUUUUUGUGUAUGCAUUCAAUUAAGAUGCAUUUGAAAAAUAACUAAAUUUAUAAAAGUAUUCACUUUUUAGGGGUUGAGUUGAAUUCAGAAAAAACUAUUUUUGUCUAUUCCAUGUAUGUAUUGUUGUAUCAUUUGAUUAUGUAAAAACUAGCUCAUGGAAAAUACAGUUGGGAUUAUUUGUUCUGUGUUCACUCUUGGGUGAAUAUGCUAAAAGAUAUAAUACCUUUCUUUUUUUUUUC
Molecule: messenger RNA, 1035 nt
Organism: Nelumbo nucifera (sacred lotus)
Lineage: Eukaryota; Viridiplantae; Streptophyta; Magnoliopsida; Proteales; Nelumbonaceae
Product: Mitochondrial transcription termination factor family protein
Biological process (GO): regulation of DNA-templated transcription
Molecular function (GO): double-stranded DNA binding
Source: RefSeq, a predicted model, not a curated record